Molecule: messenger RNA, 1641 nt
Organism: Linum tenue
Lineage: Eukaryota; Viridiplantae; Streptophyta; Magnoliopsida; Malpighiales; Linaceae
Source: the annotation of a GenBank genome assembly
AUGGGGAAUCUGUUGGCAGUGUUGUGCAUUUCCAUUUCACUGCUGAUCACAGCAUUCCCUGCUUCUACUGUGAGCAGCAGCUCCCACCUCCUAAACUUGAGAGCUGCAUUGAAGUCGGCAAUCCACCAAACGGAUGCCGCCUUGUCCAAGUUGACCACAGAUUCGUCGUGCCGUUAUUUGCUCGACUUGACACUGUCGGACCUGAGAUGGUGCCUUGCAGCCUUACAAGACUUGGCCUCCGGUGAUGAAGGGCACGCGAGCGACUUAAGAACGCGGCUGAGCGCUGCAUUGACCAAUCAAAACAUCUGCCAAGAAGAGUUACCAGGGCCGUACGCGAACGGCACCGAGGAAUUGGUGGCAGCAAGGAGAUAUCUGGGUGGAGCCGAGUUGCUGACGCAUGGGCUUGUAUCAAUGGCGAGCCGCCUACAGCCAGCCAAACUGACCAAGUUAGCAGCUGGAGGGAACCCUUUUGCGGCAUGCAACGUGACAGUGGCUCAAGAUGGGUCGGGAGAUUUCCGGAGCAUCGCCGACGCGCUGUCGUCUGCCCCGGACGGUAACACUGCCCUUCAUUACGUCAUCCAUGUUAAGCAAGGAACAUAUCACGAGUACCUCAAGGUUGACUAUAGGAAGCACAACGUCGUUUUGGUCGGCGAAGGGAUGGGCCGGACAAUCAUCACCGGCGAUCGUAGCAAUUCCUCCGGAUACAGCACUUUCAAUUCCGCAACACUAGCGGUGGACGGUCCAGGGUUCAUAGCAAUCGGCCUAACCAUCGAGAACACAGCGGGGGCCUCAGCGGGGCAGGCCGUAGCAAUCCGGGCCGGGUCGGACUUCUCGGCGUUCUACCGAUGCGAGAUCAAAGGCAACCAAGACACGCUGUUCGCCCUCAGCAAGCGGCAGUUCUACAGGGAGUGCCGGAUCAGCGGGACCGUGGACUUCAUCUUCGGCAACGCGGCUGCGGUGUUUCAGAGAUGCGACAUCGUGUCGAGGCGGCGGGCCGUGGGCAACGUGAUCGCGGCGAGCAGCCGGUUGAACCGGGACGAGCCGACCGGGUUCGCGUUCCACCGCUGCAGCGUGUGGGGGGAGCCCGGGGCGCCGGUGACGUACCUGGGGCGGCCGUGGAAGCAGUACGCGAGGACGGUGUUUGUGGAGACGAGGCUGGGACACGUGGUGGCGGCGGAAGGGUGGUCCGGGUGGAACAACCGCUACCUGGAGACGGUGUACUAUGCGGAGUACAGGGAUAGAGGACCCGGGGCGCAGCCGUGGAGGAGAGUCAAGUGGGGUGGGGUUCAUGCGCUUACGGACCCCAAUGAGGCGGCGGAGUUCUUGCCGACCAAGUUCAUUCAGGGAGAUAGGUGGAUCCCGGCUACUGGAACCAUGGAAAGCAAUCAAAAUGCCCCUGGAGCUUCUGCAAAUGCUGCUGUUCAACCAAAUGGUGUUGCCCAUCAGUCUGUUAAUGCACAUCUAGUUGAUCCGGCGCCUCAGGUUGCUGCUGGUGGAGCUCCUGCACCUCAAGUUGCUCACAAUGCAACUCAGGAUGUUGUCAUGAAUGACCCAGCUGAUAAUGUUGAUUCUGUUACUGCUCUGGAAGGGUGUUUCACUAUGUUGAAUCUGGGUGGAGAUGAGACUGAAAAUGACUUGGCA